Messenger RNA from Arabis nemorensis, 297 nucleotides. Lineage: Eukaryota; Viridiplantae; Streptophyta; Magnoliopsida; Brassicales; Brassicaceae. The record is from the annotation of a GenBank genome assembly.
AUGGAAGCUAAUCAUGAUUCUGCCAAUGUUUCGAGUAAUCCGAGCAAUGAUAAAGAGGAAUCAAGUGAGAAGAUCUUUGUGAACCAUGCCGAGAUUGCGUGGCAAGAGAUGAGGAAGAAUUGGAUUGGAGAUCCGUCGAAAAGGACUUCAGAGUUGCCAAUGGAACCUGUGAUAAGCUUCAACGCUACGUAUGAAGACUUGCUUCUACCAAACACUCCCUUUCCCAAGCCCAUCCCUCUAGCUGAAAUGGUUGAUUUUUUGGUCGACUAUUGGCACGGGGAUGGUCUUUUCGACUAG